GCGUGCUUGCCUUGAUACCCGCAUCGCCUGCUUAGUUCCCAGGCUGACCUUUUCUUUCGCCUCUGGCCUCAGGUCGAAGCUUAGUGUAGGUUGUCGCUGCGCUGCCGAAACCCGCCAUGGCGGCAUCGUGUGCCCUGCCUGCCGCAACAGGCGCUAUCCUCGGAGCCACCGCACUCCUCCCUCCACGUGUCGGUUUCUCAUCGCGUCCCUCGCCACGUGUCGGCAUCCCAUUGCGGCGCCGUUCCGCAGUUAUCCUUCUUCGGUGCUCCGCCAAUUCUCUCCGGCCCGUCUCAUCUGCCUCCGCCGUCUCCUCCACCCCUUUCCGCCGUCUUUCCGCCGUCGCCUCCCGAUCCACCCACGCCUUCCCCUCCUCGCUCUCCGCGUACUCCGCCUUCAGCGGCGCUCCUCUCCCCCAUGCGCGCUCUCUCAGACCCUUCCUCGCCUCCCCGCGUCGGAAAUUCCCGGGUGCGCGUUUCUUGACUGUACGCACCGCGGCUAAACUCGGGGUGAAUAAUUCGGGCGGUGCGACGGAGCAAUCGCCGAAGGCACUCCAACGGCAAGGGUCGCUGGGCGUGUGCGACGAGAAACCGUCGCCGCAGUCGUCGCUGGCCAUCCAACGGCAGGGGUCGCUCCAGGUCCCCACCGACGACACCGACUUUCUCCCUCCCCCGUCCGCGUCGCCCGUUAUCGUCCCCGAGCCGCUCGACGAGGGCCUCAUCGAGCCGUCGAGCCCGCGCGCGUCGGAGACGGGCAUCGACCGCAUCGAGUCGCAGGCGCGGACGACGCUGUCGAAGCUGAAGCACAUUCUUUACAAGAUCAAGACGCGGUCCGCCGACGUUCAGACGUCCGUAACGGUUCAUCCACCCUCAGCGGGAGACGCGGCGGAUAUUUCGGGUAAUGUUUCAUAUAUUGGCGGGAACAUUCUCGAGCCUGAUGGCGGUGCGGGCGGAGGGGAGCAGCAGGAGGAGCAGCAGGUUUUCGUUUCGCAGCAGAUCAAGCUCGACCUUGGGAGCAUCCCAUCCGUUGAUUUGGACGUUCCAAUCGACGUCGACGCGUCCUCGCCGUCCGAUGCGUCCUCAGCCCCUCUCUCCGCCCCUUCCUUCUUAGCCCAGAGCCUCUCAACCCUUUUCUCGGGAUUUUCCCCCGCUUCCGCAAGUGCCGCCGGGAUUCCCGCGAGAGAGCAGCAGCUCGACGUGCAGCAGAUGGACGCGCUGACGUGUACUCGCGGCUCGAUCCGAUUCGACGAGAAAACGCAAACUGCGGUCGUGACUGUAACGGCGUCCGUCCGAGCCGCGGAGCUACUGGACCGGGCCGCGUACACGGAGCGGACGAUGGCCAUGGCGACGCGCGCCAUAGCGCGUACGUGCCUCGUGCUGGACCAAAAGGCGCAGCGGAAAGCAGCGGAAGCCGUCUCGUCUGCGUCCGGACCGCCAGCAGCAUCAGCGCCAGCCACAAACUCUUCAGCGACUAAUUCCCCCCUACUCUCACCGCAAAUUGCGCCGGAAAAGGCGGACGAUCAGGUGCUGACGCAGGAGCAGCGGGAGCGCGAGAAGCAGCUGGAGUCGCUGCUGGCGACGGGCCGAAUCGCGGGCUGGAGGGUGGCGGGCCCCGAGCUCGGGUCGACGCCGUUCCGGCCGCUGUACGUCGUGAAGCUGACGGACGGCAACGCUGACGGCGCGAAGACGGUGCAGGCCCUGUUCCGGCCUGUGGUUGGCGGCGAUGCGAAACUACGAUUCCAGCGCGCCCCGGCGGAAUGGGUGGCGUACAAGUUCUCCCGCCUGCUGGGGCUGGACGUGGUGCCGCCAGUGGCGGUGCGGCAGGGCGUGCAUAUGGGAUCGCGGCGGUUCGCGCAGGGCACCAUGACGCUGCUGCCCUCAGCGCUGCAGCCGCUCUCCUCCGUGCACCCCUCUCGGCUGCGCGCCCCCUCGCAAGCGCACACCAUCAUCAGCAGCAUCCGAAUUCUCGACGCUCUCAUGGGCUCCUCCAUCCGCCGCCCCUCCGGCUUCGCUGCCGCCCAGCACUGGUCCGAGGAUGGCAAGCUCUGUCCCAUAGUGCUUUCGCACCCCAUGGGCCCAUCUCUGGGCGCCGGCCUGCACUCCAUGUGGUCCAAGCGUGGCACGGGAUCGGGCGGCAGACUGAGGACGGUGGCGGGGUUUGUCCUGACGCGGCUGAGGAGGAUGACUCGUGCGCAGCUGCUGGAGGAGAUGGGCGGCGCGCUGACAGCGGGGGAGAUGGAGCGCGUGCUGGACAAGCGGGACCAGAUGGUGGGGUACUUUGACGCGCUCGCCGCUAAGAUGGGCCACCAGGCCGUCGUCAGGUGACAGGCGUCGAUGUGUUGACACCCACAACCAAAGCAGCUGCUGAAGUCUCCCUGAGUGGGACUGAUCUAAGGCCAUUACACCCGGCAAUGCCGUGCCCUGCCACACUAUUCUGAGGUGUCAGAGUGCUCUGUCUGAACUGUUUGGCGUGUCUGCUUGAAGAGGCUGCACAAGGCAUUCAACGUGAACCCAUGCGGCACUGCGGUGCAGCUUUGUGCAAAUGCUAAUUGCUUGAAGUUGUAGGUUAUGCAUAUCAAAGUUAACAAAUGACUAGAACAAUGACAUACAAGGGAAUAUAACCUAGUGGGUUGUGUCAAACAUGUGCAUCUCUAAUGUUUGCAUAGACUGUAUA
Messenger RNA from Closterium sp. NIES-67, 2670 nucleotides. The record is from the annotation of a GenBank genome assembly. NCBI's taxonomy places the organism in Eukaryota, Viridiplantae, Streptophyta, Zygnematophyceae, Desmidiales, Closteriaceae.